Molecule: messenger RNA, 3723 nt
Organism: Symphalangus syndactylus (siamang)
Lineage: Eukaryota; Metazoa; Chordata; Mammalia; Primates; Hylobatidae
Gene: RCCD1
Product: RCC1 domain containing 1
Source: RefSeq, a predicted model, not a curated record
CCGUCUUGGGCGUCACUCCUCGCCAAACCUUUAGCUCAGGUCUCAAUGAAUGUCCUCUCGGUGGUUCUAAUCCGAGCUCUAGACCCACGGGUUCCUGCAGGGGCGGGACCACCUGGCCCAACCUCUGCCUUGGUCCAACGCCCCCUGGGUUCCUCCAGGGCCUUGGUCCAACGCCCCUCGGAGGUUUCAGCGCAUUUCACAGACCGGGCCGCAGGGCCCCGGCGUAGGCCUCGGGGGAGGUGAACAGGGCUGCGGCCGCCGCGCCCCGGGCGGCGACGUCACCGCCCUUGCAGGCGAUUGGUCGCCUCGUGCCGCGCGCCCUUCAAACCUUUUCUCCCCGUGGCUGUCGGCGCCCGCUGGGCGGGAGGCCUAUUCGGAGGCGGCCGCUCUGCGCCUCGGCGUUUCCUCCAAGGCUGCCCACUAGAAGGACCUGCCCGAGAGGGUAGAGGGCAUAGGGUCAAGAUCAAGGGUUAGCUCCUUGGGAGCAGACAGCUGUCCUCACUGGCACAGAGGGGGAGCGCUCAGUAAAUGCUUGCUGGACGAAUAAAUGACUAGAUAAGAUAAGGCAGCUCCAGUCCCUGGAAGGCCAGAGACUUGCCGGUGUCCCACUAGCGGGCUCUUUACAAGAAUCUCCCCGGGCCCGCCGCAGCCAGGUGGCGGCCGGCAGAGGGCGCUGCUGGGGCAUGGCGGAGGAGCGGCCGGGGGCCUGGUUCGGCUUCGGUUUCUGCGGCUUCGGGCAGGAGCUGGGCUCCGGACGCGGGCGCCAGGUGCACAGCCCCAGUCCGCUGCGGGCGGGCGUCGACAUCUGCCGCGUGAGCGCGAGCUGGAGCUACACCGCUUUCGUGACCCGUGGAGGCCGCGUGGAGCUGUCGGGCUCAGCCAGCGGCGCGGCGGGCGGCUGCAAGGACGCGUGGGCCUCUGAGGGGCUCCUCGUGGUGCUGCGCGCCGGGCCGGGACCGGGGGCGUUACUGCAGGUCUGGGCGCCCGAAUCGGCGCUGCGUGGGGAGCCCUUGUGGGCCCAGAAUGUGGUGCCCGAGGCCGAAGGGGAAUCCGAUCCGGGCAGUGAGGCCCAGGCUGGGAGGCUACCCCUGCUGCCCUGCGCCCGUGCCUACGUGAGCCCGCGGGCGCCCUUCUACCGGCCUCUGGCUCCGGAGCUGCGGGCACGCCAGCUGGAGCUGGGCGCCGAGCACGCGUUGCUGCUGGACGCGGCUGGCCGGGUGUUCUCCUGGGGCGGGGGCAGGCAUGGACAGCUGGGCCAUGGGACCCUGGAGGCAGAGCUGGAGCCACGGCUGUUGGAGGCGUUGCAGGGCCUAGUCAUGGCUGAGGUGGCCGCGGGGGGCUGGCAUUCUGUGUGUGUGAGUGAGACUGGGGAUAUUUAUAUCUGGGGCUGGAAUGAAUCAGGGCAGCUGGCCCUGCCCACCAGGAACCUGGCAGAGGAUGGAGAGACUGUCGCAAGGGAAGAACUGAAUGAAGAUGGUUCUCAGGUGAAGAGAACGGGCGGGGCUGAGGAUGGAGCCCCUGCCCCCUUCAUAGCUGUCCAGCCCUUCCCAGCAUUACUGGAUCUCCCCUUGGGCUCAGAUGCAGUCAAGGCCAGCUGUGGAUCCCGGCACACAGCUGUGGUGACACGUGAGUGGGGCUGGGAGGCUGGUUCAGGAUGGAGCAGGAAGGCACUCCGCUCCACUCGAGCUGGUGCCUACGGAAGGGGGCGUGGUCGACGGAAACAAUUCUGUCUUAAGGCUUCUGUGGCUCAUACAGAGCAGCUACCUUGCUCAGUGGAUAAGCCCCACCCCCCCGUGUUGUUUCACAGUAGUUCCCCAGCCUGUCAGGCCCAGAAGAGUCUUCCUUCUGGUGGGAGGCUGAUGCUUUCUGUCCUCCCUGCACGGCCACAGACACAUUCCCUGCCCGCCGUCGCCUCUGACAGCAGGGACUGUCCAGUCCAGCAUGGAAGACUGCGGCGCUCGGUAGCGUGGCACACAGGAAGAUCUGCCACUUUUUCCCUCGGGAUCCUCUGCCGUGCCACGUGUGAUCAGCCAGUUGUUAAGAGAACAUGUUGUUCCACGCCAGGCAGAUCUCGUGAGGAUUGUAAUAUGCAGCUGUGGGCUGUGCCAAGUCGGGCUGGACAGAUGCCUUGCCAAAGAACAGUAGUGACAACUAUCGAUUGUCCUUUUGCUUUCAGGAACAGGGGAGCUGUACACGUGGGGCUGGGGUAAAUAUGGACAGCUGGGCCACGAGGACACCACCAGCUUGGAUCGGCCCCGCCGUGUGGAAUACUUUGUAGAUAAGCAACUCCAAGUAAAGACUGUCACCUGUGGGCCCUGGAACACCUACGUGUAUGCUGUGGAGAAAGCGAAGAGCUGACGUGUGUAUGUAUAUGUAUAUACACCACCUGUGAAACCCCCAUUCAGGUCAAGGAAAACCAUUGCCUGCACCCCAAGGGCCCCGUAUUUGCUCCUCCCCAUCACAGCCCUGCCCUCCACCCUCAAGCCCGGUCCUAAACUUGGCUGCACUUUAGAAAGAGCUGGAGUGCAUUGAAAACUCUGCUGCCUAAGGUCAGCAUCAAUGAAAACAAUGAAAUCAAUGAAACAAUGAAAUCAGAGCCUCUAGGUGUGUGGCCUGGAUAGUGGUAGAUUCAAAGCUCCGCCCACCUCACCCCAGGUACAUUUGAUGUGCAGCUGAGAUUGGGGCACAUUCCAGGUCAUCUUCCUUUGUCAGUCACUUCCCUGCUUUUGUUUGAAUUUUACCAUGCUUGUAUGCAGCCUUAUACAACAUAGUUGUGUUUGCUUUUGAGUGUUAGGUAAAUGGAAUCUUGUAUAUGUGCUUUUGUGUCGUUUUUGUCACUCAGCAUUGUGUGAUCCAUCCUUGUUGGGUCCUGGAGUUCAUUCAUUUUUAAUGCUAUAUGGUGUUCUGUUGUUGUAUGAAUAACACCUCAAGUGAUACAGCCUUGUUGAUGGUCAUUUUUAUUGUUUCUGAUUUUGGUCAUUCCACAUAAUACUUUGAGCAGUCUUCUGCACAUGUGCACAAGUUCCUUUGCAGAACAUCGAGUUGAAUUGCUAAGUCAAGAGAUACCUUUAAUUUUACUAGAUAACUGUUGCCCCCAGCAGGGUGGGGUCUACUGUGGCUGAAACGUCAGGUAGAUGCACACUGGUUUUAAUUUGCAUUUCCCUGGAUACUGAUGAGGUUGAGUAGCUUUUGUGUUUUGGAUGGCUGGGCGUGGUGGCUCACACCUGUAGUCCCAGCACUUUGGGAGGUUAAGCAGGGAGAUUGCUUGAGGUGAAGAGUUCAUAUGUUUAUUGGCCACUUGGAAUUUUUCUGUUGUGAAGUGCCUGUUCAAGUUUUCUGGCCUUUUAAAAUGUUCUGUAUUUUCCUUAGUCAUUUUUCUUUUGGAUAUUUCAGAUAAAGUCUUUUGGGAGUUAGUAUUCAGAGUAUCUUCUGCUACAAUGUAGUUUGUUUCAGUCUCUCUUGGUAUUACAAUUUUAAUACUUAGGUGAUGUUUACUCCGUGCCAGGUAAGGCUCAAAGUGCUUCACAAGUAUCAACUUAUUUUGAUAAAAUAAGCUUAUCAGUAGUUUUCUUUAUGGUUAAAUUGUAUUUGUGCAUGUGUGUGUGUGUGGUUUAGCAAAUGUUUCCCACCCAUGGGGUCUUUUUUUUCUUUUUUAUUGUGGUAAAAUAUACUGAACAUAAAAUUUAUGUUCAAUAAAAAACAGAAAAAUUGUUUUUAACCAUU